This is a messenger RNA of Anthostomella pinea, 1230 nucleotides long. The record is from the annotation of a GenBank genome assembly. Lineage: Eukaryota; Fungi; Ascomycota; Sordariomycetes; Xylariales; Xylariaceae.
AUGUCCAGCUUGUCUCUUCCUCCGCCCAUGCUCCAGGCCGAGAGCCAGGCAACGGUGCACCCCAUCUGGGUGUCGCAGCCACAGCUACUCUCGUCGAAUGUCAAGCCCAUCAUCAUCGACACCAUCGCAGCGAUCACCAGCGCGCUGCCGCCGUCGCACCGCUGGCACGGCACCACAAUGAACACCCGGGAGCGCGUCAACAUCAUCCAGCUCUUCCUACACUUCAAGCCAUGGGAUACCACCCACGUCGACGACUUCAUCUGCCGUCUCCUACACAUCCUCCAACCGCGCCAGAUCCGCCCCAACCAGAUCCGCGCAGACGAGCGACGCCGGAUCGCGGAGUCCAUGCACCAUGUCCGCCGCAGCCCGUACCACCCGCCCACCGCCUACCGGGACGUCGUCGAGAAGAAGCUCGUCGAGAUCCUGGACGCCUGCGAGGAGGAUCACCAGCACCCUACGCGUCGGUACACAGCGCCGGAGACGCUGCACCCCGUGGCGCCGGAGUCCAAGUCCAAGUCUACACACUGGGCCUUCCGGCAGCACUUCAAGGACGCCAAGGACAGCCUCAAGGACAGCCUCAAGGACACCAGAGCCUGGAAAACUCGCCACUUCGGUACAGUGGCGAGCUGGGACGCAGCAGCAACCACCAAGGCGCAAGUAAAGCCAGAGAACUACGACGAUGCCGACAACGACUACCGCAACGACCACAAGGAACUCCCCCUCAUGUCCGUCGAAUCGUUCGAGCUGCACCACAGCCGCAUCAGUCCCAACACAAGUCCCAAGGGGAGCCGUAGCCGACUCGGCUCAGCCUACACCCACAGCCCCAAGUCACAGUCACACAAAGAAAAGCGUUCCACAAUGCCGACAAUGUCCACAACAACGACAAUCACCGACUCAGAUUCAGACUCGAGCUCGCUCGAGCUGCACCGCAGCCGCGUCAGCCCCAAGACCAAGACCAAGGCCAAGUCGUGCCACGAAGGAAAGAAGUCAGGCUCGAACUCGAGCUCGCUUACACUCACGACGGUGGACUCGCUCGAGAUCUACCGCGCGCACGGCGUCGCACCCGCGAAGAAGAAGAACGGGAAGAAGGAUAAGAAGGGUAAGAAGGAUAGCAAGGCGAAGAAGGACGCCAGCGACGGAAAGAAGGGAUCCCUCCGACGCAUCGGCGAAAAGUGGUCGGCCUGCUGCAAUGAGCGCGUGGCGCACCAUAUGCCUCUCGACCUUGCUUGA